Molecule: messenger RNA, 1341 nt
Organism: Closterium sp. Yama58-4
Lineage: Eukaryota; Viridiplantae; Streptophyta; Zygnematophyceae; Desmidiales; Closteriaceae
Source: the annotation of a GenBank genome assembly
AUGGCUCUCGUCGACCGCACCACAGACUCUCCGCUCUUGGAGCUUCUCCUCAGUUUGAAGAACGCGUCAACAACCGCAACAGCCGCUACGGCUGCUACCCCCGCCACGCCGCGUGUCGCGGCGACGCCUUUUCUCCACCCUCUGCUGCCGCCAUCUUCUAACGAUCGCGCCUGCUCCGUCGAGAAGGCUUCCUCCGCCACCGCCGCCGCCGCCGCAUCAGCGUCGUCAGGAGCGACCGAAACCGGCGGGGCGGCAUACAGUUGCGUCGACGCUAUCGCGCCUCGGCUGCCUGACGACCAUUUGUGUGGGCUACUCCGAGCUGCGGCGAGUGACGAGUCUCCACCGGCGGCAGUCGCUGGCCCGCCGACGGGCGAUCCGCUUCAACAGGGGAGACCUAUGGCGCUGCCGAAGCUAGCUCCGCGGAUCUCCGCGCGCGACGCCAGCCAAUCGUCUCCGGCGGGAUCGCUGAACCAACAGCAGCAGAGCGCCGCGGUAGCAGCUGCUGCGCUGAUAGCGGGCGCCGUGCUCGCGGCGAAUGCGGCUGCAGGGAGACGCGAGAGGGCCCCGAUUUCAUCCUCCAACGUCGCAGGUCGUGCGAACUGCGGGCAGAACGAGAUCCCGAGUCGCAAGUCCCUCAGGAAACAGCCGGAGGCUCCGGAAUCGCAGGUUCCUGAGUUGCCGGAGGCUGGAGGUAAUGCGUCGCUCCGGAAACAGCUGCUAUUGCACGCGCAGCGCGGCAAUUCCUGGGAGCCAAUGCCUUCCGUGAUUCCUGGCCCUGUCACCACUGGCGGACGACUUUCGUCCCCUUCGUUCGGCGUCGCGUCUUUGGCGCGUCUCUCCUCGUCAACUGACGUGGCAACCUCGUCGCUGUCCGCUUUCCUGGGCGAACCAAGGAUCACGGCAGCAACAGAGAGGAGCUGCUACAGUGAAUCGCUUGCCAUGGCGCUUCGAGCAGCGAAUGAGGUAGCCAGGAUCAACAUUGGUGGAGUGAGGGACAUGAUUAGUGGUGGUGAUCUUCUGGAUAGCCUUGGCUUUGAGCAGCAGGAAAGAUCAUCCCGGAGCAAGAGAUGCCUCCAAUGUGGAAGAAUUUUCUUGUCCGGGCAGGCACUAGGCGGUCACAUGCGGAAGCAUUGGAAGGGCCCAAAAAGGCCGGAGCAUUCUUCACGGCAUGCAAAAGACUCGCUCAGUGUGACCAAGAGCGCUGCUGCGCAAGACAGCAAACACAGCCGUAAGUCGCCGUCGCCGUGUCAGCUGAACCUCACUAGGCGGUUCUCAGAAGAAUCGAUGGAGUUGGAGAAAGAAGUGGAUGCCCAGGAAAUUGAUCUGGACCUGAGGUUGUGA